This is a messenger RNA of Melopsittacus undulatus (budgerigar), 2860 nucleotides long. It is a transcript of the gene ABCG4, whose product is annotated as ATP binding cassette subfamily G member 4. The transcript is spliced from 15 exons. Gene Ontology annotation, cellular component: membrane. Gene Ontology annotation, molecular function: ATP hydrolysis activity; ABC-type sterol transporter activity; ATP binding. Gene Ontology annotation, biological process: transmembrane transport; cholesterol homeostasis; cholesterol efflux. Bases 110 to 2038 code for a protein of 642 amino acids. The record is from RefSeq and is a predicted model, not a curated record. Lineage: Eukaryota; Metazoa; Chordata; Aves; Psittaciformes; Psittaculidae.
CCGCCGCGGGCAUCGCCCCUUUGUCUGCGGAGGAGAGAGGCGGAGGGCGCUGCGGCGGAGGCUCGGCCGGAGCCCGACGGGACCAGCCCCGCUCCGCAGCUGCAGCAGGAUGGCAGAGAAGGGUAUGGAUCCUGCGUGUGUCUCCAUUGCCCUGGAGGACACGGUGUGCCACGCCAGCCCUGCCGAUGCCCCGCUCCUCACCACCCACUUGAAGAAGGUUGAGAACCACAUCACAGAGGCCCAGAGGUUUUCCCACCUCCCAAAGCGCUCAGCCGUCAACAUUGAAUUCAUUGACCUGUCCUACUCUGUGCGGGAAGGCUCCUGGUGGAGGAAGAGAGGGUACAAGACACUGCUCAAAUGCCUGUCAGGGAAGUUCUGCCAGCGGGAGCUCAUUGGGAUCAUGGGCCCCUCGGGUGCUGGGAAGUCCACGCUCAUGAACAUCCUGGCUGGGUACAGGGAGACAGGGAUGAAGGGGCAGAUCCUGGUGAAUGGCCGGCCCCGGGACCUGCGCACCUUCCGCAAGAUGUCCUGCUACAUCAUGCAGGAUGACAUGCUCCUGCCACACCUCACCGUCCUGGAGGCUAUGAUGGUCUCUGCUAACCUGAAGCUGAGUGAGAAGCAGGAGGUGAAGAAGGAGCUGGUGAAUGAGAUCCUGACUGCUCUGGGGCUGCUGGAGUGCUCCUACACCCGCACCAUCUCACUGUCGGGGGGGCAGCGCAAGCGCUUGGCCAUCGCCCUGGAGCUGGUGAACAACCCUCCGGUCAUGUUCUUCGAUGAGCCCACGAGCGGUCUGGACAGUGCCUCCUGCUUCCAGGUGGUUUCCCUGAUGCGGUCCCUGGCUCAGGGUGGGCGCACCAUCAUCUGCACCAUCCACCAGCCCAGCGCCAAGCUCUUUGAGAUGUUCGACAAGCUCUACAUCCUGAGCCAGGGCCAGUGCAUCUUCAAAGGCAUCGUGACCAACCUCAUCCCCUACCUGAAGGGUCUUGGCCUUCAUUGCCCCACAUACCACAACCCUGCUGACUUCAUUAUUGAGGUGGCCUCAGGAGAAUAUGGGGACCUCAACCCUGUCCUGUUCCGAGCUGUCCAGAAUGGCAUGUGCACCAUGGCUGAGAAGAAGAGCAGCCCUGACAGAGCAGAUCCGUCAUGCCCAGCGCACUGUGUGACGGACGUGGACCACAUCGAGAGCCACACGUUUGCCACCAGCACUUCAACUCAGUUCUGCAUCCUCUUCAAGAGAACCUUUAUCUGCAUCCUAAGGGACACGGUGCUGACCCACCUGCGGUUCAUGUCCCACAUCUGCAUUGGGGUGCUCAUUGGGCUGCUCUACCUGCACAUCGGCAACGAUGCUGGCAAAGUCUUCAACAACACCGGCUUCCUCUUCUUUUCCAUGCUCUUCCUCAUGUUUGCCGCACUGAUGCCCACCAUCCUCACCUUCCCCCAGGAGAUGACUGUAUUCCUGAGAGAGCACUUGAACUACUGGUACAGCCUGAAAGCCUAUUACCUAGCAAAGACCAUGGCAGAUGUGCCCUUCCAGAUCAUCUGCCCCAUAGCAUACUGCAGCAUCGUGUACUGGAUGACGGGCCAGCCACCUGAAGCUACACGCUUCCUCCUCUUCUCUGCCCUGGCCACCGCCACAGCCCUGGUGGCCCAGUCCCUUGGGCUUCUCAUCGGAGCUGCUUCUACUUCUCUGCAGGUGGCUACCUUUGUGGGACCCGUCACUGCCAUCCCUGUCCUGCUCUUCUCUGGCUUCUUUGUCAGCUUCAAGACCAUCCCCACCUACCUGCAGUGGAGCUCCUAUGUCUCCUAUGUCAGGUACGGCUUUGAGGGCGUCAUUCUCACCAUCUAUGCCAUGGAGCGUGAGGACCUGGAAUGCCUCGAGGACUUCUGUCCUUUCCAAAAACCCAUCAAGAUCCUGCAGGAGCUGGAUGUGGAAGAGGCCAAGCUCUACCUGGACUUCCUCAUCCUGGGCAUCUUCUUCAUUAUCCUGCGGCUCCUGGCUUACCUGGUCCUCAGGUACAAAGUCAAAUCAGAGAGAUAAGGGGCCAUGGGGCCCCAGUGCCGUUCCCAGGCCUGGCCUGCUCUAAGAGACAUUCUGCAGGUGGACACAGCACUCCCAGCAGGUCACGGACCACAGCGGAGGCAUUGGUAGGUGCCAGCCAGGCCUGGCUCAGUCGAGAAGGGUUUUGAGACAUCUCGGAACUGUUUUAACCUUUCCAUGCACUCUUCAUUGCAAACGUUUUGUACAGCCCUGGCACACUCUGUCCCCCAGGACUGCCCAACCCCAUGGAGCUUGGAUCCCCUCUUGUCACCCCUGCCCGGCACUGCCCUUCUCCACCAAACACACUGGGACUCUGGGCAUGGUCCCAUGGAGGCGGCUGUCUGCUGAGCAAGGCCAAGAGGAGAGUGAUGUCCUGGGGCUGAAGGCAGGAGGAGACACCCGCAGCAUGGAUCCACAGUGCAGCCCACAGCCCUGUUGCUUGCCCUAGGCAGCAGCAUGUGUGUCAAUGCUAAGAAGAGCCCAAAGAUGGAAUAGGCCAAAUUGCACAAGGCUUGAGUGCUUCCUGUCACCAUAGCCACAGAAAUUACUGCAUCCUCUUUUUCUUUCUGCAUAAAUCCUCCCUGAUUUUCUUUUAUUUGUCAUGUUUGGGGUUUUGUUUUUCUUUUUUGUUUUCUUUCCUUCUAUUUUUUUUAUAAACCAGCUGAUUCCCAUUCUGCAUGGAAGGGAAAGGGAUCCAGCAGGCAAAGGAAGGACCUGGGGCUCUGCUCAGACUUCUGCUCGGAUGCUAUCCUCGGAGAUAGGAUCUUCAAACCUGGGGAUAUGGCAGGGUCUGGGAAUGGAACAGUGUUCUCCUACCUUUGG